This is a messenger RNA of Naegleria lovaniensis, 1353 nucleotides long. RefSeq lists its product as uncharacterized. Gene Ontology annotation, molecular function: ribitol beta-1,4-xylosyltransferase activity. Bases 1 to 1353 code for a protein of 450 amino acids. Gene Ontology annotation, cellular component: Golgi apparatus. Lineage: Eukaryota; Heterolobosea; Eutetramitea; Acrasida; Naegleriidae. Gene Ontology annotation, biological process: protein O-linked glycosylation via mannose. The record is from RefSeq and is a predicted model, not a curated record. The transcript has 3 exons.
AUGACGAUCAGUUCCAAUACAACAACAACAACAACACCUCAGCAAGGUUACUCAUGGUCGUCGUCGCCACCCAAUUUUAAAUUUUGGAAAAUCCUCGUUGUAUUGGCAGUGACUUUUAUUGUGUGUUUUCAAUUGGCACACAAUCGUACGAAAGGUCGACCUUCAGAAAGCUCCGCAGAAAACUACACACCAAUGAUGGCACGUUCAGCGCUUUCUGUGACACCCACUUUGACACCACGUGAACAAGAAUUAUAUGUUACUAAUCAAUUAAUUCCUACAGAGACCUUCUCCCAUGACGGGAAUGUUUGUAUUGUCACUACAUUUACUCCUUCAUGUGAAAUUGAAACAAUACUCAAAUUACCUUCGAGUGGAGUUAUUUCUCAUCGCAUCUUGUUUAAGAAAUAUGAAGGAAAGGAACCUCAAGAAAUGAUUUGCCACAAGGUGAAUGAAACUGAGGAAUUGAAGAAAACGAAUUAUUUAAUAUUGGUGCAUAAGGAUGAAGGUGAGCCAAUUCCUGGAUAUAACAAUAAUUUCAAACAUGCAGUGUUGGAAAAAUUAGGAGUGUUGUAUCCUCAUACAAAGGUCGUGAAAUGGUUACUUGGAGACGAACAAGUAAUAGUUCUCAAAAAAGAAAAUUAUGAAAAUUAUGACUUUGUUUUUAGAAAUUAUUGGAAUCAUGCACUCACCACAUUGAACGCCACUUUGCAAAAUAUUCACUUCUUUCCCCUCUUUACAUGUUAUCCCUAUGUUUCGCAAUCUCAUAUUCCCCGACUUCCUCCUCUUAUUCAAAACAAUGAAAAAUUAAUGAAUAGUAUUAUUGAAUAUCAGUAUGCUUCACUCGUUCCUGCUUCGAAACGAGGUAAAUUUUGCUAUUUCAGAGGUCAGCGUCGAAUUCGAUCUGGUUUUCUCAUUGCGCGAAUGAAUAAGAUUCUAUUCGAAGAAAAUGGCAACCAGGUCUUGAAAGAAAUUUGUGACAUUUCAUUCACGGAUGGUUUCAAUAAGGGAAGCAAGGUCGAUUAUUCUCUCCAAAUGUUAAAUUCUGCUCUAAUAUUGUGUCCUGCCGGAAAUAAUCCAGAUCAAUUCAGAGUGUGGGAAGCCCUCGAGAAUGGAGCCAUUCCAAUUCCAGAAGAAUUGGAAUCCUUUAGCGGGUUACCCAAAGAUCAUCCUUUGAAAAUCAUCGACAUUUCGAAACAUCCCUAUGUGAAUCAUCCAGAUUUGAUCAAUUUAAUCAAACACUUUUAUGAAAAUCCAAAGAAAAUGGAUGAAUAUCAAAAAACUCUCUACAUUUGGUGGUUUCAAUACAAGCUUGAGUGUGCCAAUAAGAUGUCACGAGCAUUAAUGUCCAACGAUUGA